CGUCCGAGAGGAUUACACCAAAUAUAUAAAAAAAAAUAGACAGCAACUAAAACUCUCGCCCCGAAAAAUGACCAUUCACAUCGUAUCCAGACUGCAGCUAAUGAGUAGCCCACGCCUUGUCCUAGUUGAUAAGUAGCUUUUGGAGAAAAACAUCUGCCAGUAUUUGCUCAGGAAAACAGCGGACUAUAUAUGGAUUUACCAUCUGCUCGAAAAGCGAGAACAUAAUACGUUUUGGGGAGACAACUCUGCGGCAACAAGAGGAUGAAAUGAGAAAGAGAAAAAAAGUAUUCAGCUUGAAGUUGGAAUACAACCCAAUUGGACGGAUAUUGUUUAUGUUGCUCUUACAAUUGAUUCGGGAAACACUGAAAAAGUCUAAAAAGACUGGGAAACACACAGGCAGUUUACCAGUAUGCUAUGAGAUUCUAACCCUGUCCCUGAAGAAGAAGAUGGCUGCAGAACUGUACCCUGCGACCACCAAUCUAACCAACAACGGUACUACGGUGACCGCCAGUGACAAGAAAAGCGAUGCGCAGGUCACCCAGUCAACAACCACUGCAACAACACCGACCACCCAGCAAAACAUAAACAACAACAACCUCGAUCCUCCCAGCUGGCAGUCCUCUCACCCCACGCUACGGGAGAGGAAUGCCUUGAUGUUCAACAAUGAACUCAUGGCCGAUAUACAUUUAAUUGUUGGUCCCCCUGGUGAAUCUCAGAAAGUACCAGUGCACAAGUAUGUGUUGGCAGUGGGUAGCUCCGUCUUCUGUGCCAUGUUUUACGGGGAUCUUGCAGAGGAGGAGUCCGAAAUCCAUAUCCCAGACGUGGAACCUGCUGCCUUUCUAAUUCUGCUGAAUUACAUGUACAGUGAUGCGAUAGACCUGGAGGCGGACACCGUGCUGGCUACCCUGUACGCUGCCAAGAAGUACAUUGUACCAGCCCUGGCCAAGGCCUGCGUAACCUUCCUGGAGACCAGCCUGGAGGCCAAGAACGCCUGUGUGCUGCUGUCCCAGAGCCGUCUGUUUGAGGAACCUGAGCUGACACAGCGCUGCUGGGAGGUGAUUGACGCCCAGGCCGAGCUGGCCCUGGGCUCCGAGGGCUUCUGUGAGAUCGACCUGCAGACCCUGAAGAUCAUCCUGCAGAGAGAGACUCUCAACACCAAGGAGGUGGUGGUCUUUGAUGCCAUGAUGAGCUGGGCCACAGCUGAGUGUAAGAGGCAAGGACUGAGGGCAACCACCCACAACAAGAGAUCUGUCCUGGGCAAGGCACUCUACCUGGUGCGCAUCCCCACUAUGACCCUGGAGGAGUUUGCUGAUGGGGCGGCACAGUCAGACAUCUUGACACUGGAGGAGACUCAUGACAUUUUCCUGUGGUACACAGCGGCCACCAAGCCAAAACUGGACUUCCCACUGGCACAGAGGCAGGGCCUGGCGCCCCAGAGGUGCCACCGCUUCCAGUCGUCAGCCUACCGGAGCAACCAGUGGCGCUACAGGGGCCGCUGUGACAGCAUCCAGUUUGCAGUGGACAAGCGGAUCUUUAUCGCUGGACUGGGUCUGUACGGGUCAAGUGGCGGAAAGGCUGAGUACAGUGUCAAGAUUGAACUGAAGCGGCAAGGGGUGACCCUAGCACAGAACCUGACCAAGUUUGUGUCGGACGGAUCAAGCAGUACAUUUUCUGUGUGGUUUGAACACCCAGUUCAAGUGGAGCAGGAUGCCUUUUAUACGGUGAGUGUCGUGCUGGACGGGAAUGAGCUGAGCUAUUUCGGCCAGGAAGGCAUGACGGAGGUGCAGUGUGGAAAAGUGACUUUUCAAUUCCAGUGCUCCUCGGACAGUACCAACGGGACUGGGGUGCAGGGGGGACAGAUCCCGGAGCUGGUGUUCUAUGCAUAAGCUGGAUUGGUAGAGAGCAUAUAGACCAUUCUGUACAUCCAUAUGUUGCAGCCUUAUAAUGUAGCAUUAAGACACUAGAGUGUCAGACUAAACAAUAUACUAUUUUUAAGUCAAGGAACGUUUUAUCUUAUUUAUUUAAAAUAAAAAUGUUAUUUGUAUUAUUUUAAUUAACGCUGCAAAAAGCAGUCCCUUGUAAAAAGUCAUAUUGCACUUGUGGACAGUCUCUGCAAUGUUGUUUUGUACAUAAAACACAGUUAAAUGGUUUGCAGCUUGAUGCUGAUCAACCAUGAUGUUCCUGUUUGACAGCUUACGAACCUGCAGAAAAUCAUAAACAUUUUGUGAGAAGCCA
Molecule: messenger RNA, 2235 nt
Organism: Oncorhynchus keta (chum salmon)
Lineage: Eukaryota; Metazoa; Chordata; Actinopteri; Salmoniformes; Salmonidae
Product: BTB/POZ domain-containing protein 6-B-like
Exons: 5
Coding region: 267-1886 (539 amino acids)
Biological process (GO): neurogenesis
Cellular component (GO): cytosol
Molecular function (GO): protein binding
Source: RefSeq, a predicted model, not a curated record